CCGGGAAGCGGGCCUGGCGCAUGACCCCGCGUGACGGGGGCGCGCGAGCCCGGAGGCCCCGGAGGCGGCUCUCGGGAACCCCAUUGGUAGAAAAGCGACCAGAAAAGAGGGAACGAAACGCGCCCGUUUCGAUAGUGAUUGGCGUUGAUGGAGCCAGGGCGGAGCGAAAGUCCUAGGAUCACGGGCCAAUCGGCGCUCAGGGCUGCCGGGGAGCCCGGGAAGGGGAAAGGGGGCGAAAGGGUGCUGUGGUCACAUGCCGCGGGGUCUGGUGGGAGGAGCGGUUGCCCGGCGGCCCCUUGGCGCUUCCUGUUUCCGGUUCCCGGAGUGGGGCACAGCCAGGCGCCAGGGGGAACGCUGGCCUCCGACGCGAGCGCUGGGACCGGGGUCUGCGGGUGGCCCCUCGCUGGCCGGGUCUCCCAGCCCCAGCCCGAGCCUCGCCGGGGGAUUCUGAGCCGCGGCUGCUCCACGUGCCCGCGACACGAUGCUCCCCUUCUACCGCAGUUGGAGAACUGGACUGCUACUGCUGUUACUCCUGGCUGUGGCCGUGAGGGAAUCCUGGCAGACAGAAGAAAAAACUUGUGACCUGGUAGGAGAUAAGGGUAAAGAGUCCGAGAAAGAGUUGGCCCUAGUGAAUAGGCUGAAACCACUGUUUAACAAAAGCUUUGAGAGCACCGUGGGCCAGGGCUCAGACACAUAUAUCUACAUAUUCAGGGUGUGCCGGGAAGCUGGUAACCAAACCUCUGGGGCAGGCCUGGUGCAGAUCAACAAAAGUAAUUGGAAGGAGACAGUGGUAGGGAGGCUCAACGAGACUCAUGUCUUCAAUGGAAGUAAUUGGAUCAUGCUGAUCUAUAAAGGGGGUGAUGAGUAUGACAGCCACUGUGGCAAGGAGCAACGUCGUGCAGUGGUGAUGAUCUCCUGCAAUCGACACACCCUAGCGGGCAAUUUUAACCCUGUGUCAGAGGAGCGUGGCAAAGUCCAAGAUUGUUUCUACCUCUUUGAGAUGGAUAGCAGCCUGGCCUGUUCCCCAGAGAUCUCCCACCUCAGUGUGGGUUCUAUCUUACUUGUCACGUUUGCAUCACUGGUUGCUGUCUAUGUCAUUGGAGGGUUUCUGUACCAGCGACUGGUGGUAGGAGCCAAGGGAAUGGAGCAGUUUCCCCACUUAGCCUUCUGGCAAGAUCUUGGCAACCUGGUAGCAGUAAGAUGGUUGCGACUUUGUGUGCCGCUCUAAACCCCGAAAUGUGCCUGCGGCCUAUCGUGGUGUGGGAGAUGACCAGCUGGGGGAGGAGUCAGAAGAGAGGGAUGACCAUUUAUUACCAAUGUGAUUGCACUUUAAAUGUCUGGCCUCGUCUUCAGUCCCCCAAACCAAAGCCUACUCAGCCAGGUUUCUCAAGCAGUCUCAACUCCAGUUUCUCAUCUCACCCCUAAUAUUGCUCUUGCUUUCCAGUUUGCUUAUGAUUUGCAUCCUCUUCUCAUUAGUAGGAACUGCCUUCAGGUAUGGUUGUUAUGUCAAAGGUAAUGUAAAAGGGCUUGUGAAAACAGACCGUCUCUCAGUAUCAGAAGAUACAAGUAAAAUAGGGAUAGGAUAGUGGGCAAAAAAGGAUGUGGCAGGCUCCUUGGCCAAGCUUUUUUAAACACAUUUCCACAAGUUUUUGAGACACUGGACUUCUUUAAUUAACAAAAAACAGCAAAGAAACAUUAUUUAUACAGGUUUGAUUGCUUUCAUGUUGUUACUCUGUACCCUACAGUAGCCUUCAUGAGAAUCUGAUUUUCUUGCUGCUUGGAAUUACUUUGCAGUGGCUACUUGGUUGCAAUUCAAGUACUCCCCUUUGAUAUGAGCCUGGAAAUGUUCUAGACUUGCUUCUCCCACCUCUGGGAUUAGGGUAGAAAGAGGUGAAAUUUCCCAUCACAUCACCUGUUGGCAUUGGGGUGACUUUAUAGCUGAAAUUGAGCCAUGGAUUGUGGUUCUGCAGUUACCAGUGUGCAUAUAGCCAAAAUGCCUAAUCCAGAAAUUGAAUCCGUUGGAAUGAGAAACUGAAAUUGACCUCCUGUGCUACUGGAAUUCCAGAAAAGGGAAGUCUGUUUACCUUGUGAUAGGACCAUGAUGGUUUUCUUCUCCCAUCUAUAAUAAUAGCUGGCAAAGCUUUGCCUCUUGCUGUUUCUCUCUACCAUAUUUCUAAACAUAUGUUGCACUUUCUUCACAGGCAUGUGGUUUUGACUUUUUUUAAUCUUCUGGAAAGGGAAUGGAAGCAGAAGUGGGACAUUUAGGGCUCUGCUGUCCUCCCUGGGUGUGGAAAGCUGCUGCACCUGUCCCUUCUGCUGGCUCAGGGAAGUGUCUUCUGCCCACAUUUCUGCGGGGAAAGGUUUUUAAUCCUCUGAUGCUUCCAUCUUUCUGUUUAGGCCAUGUGCCCAGAAACCUGGGCUGAUCUUUCAGUAACAGUGAAGCUACUAAAGAUAACAUGGCUCCACUGGACACAAAAGAGGGAUGGAAUCAAUAGACAGGGGGCCUUUUAUAAGCCUUUGGAGGAGAAAUUAUAUCGCCUUUGGACUUUUCAAUACUAUUGGAAUGAUUUUUUUUCUAAACAGGGAAAAUGAUGUUGCAAAAGCAUCUUUUUUGUUAUCUGUUUGCAUCCCUCCCCCACACCCUGGUGUUAUAAAAUGAAAAAAACACCACUUUUUGUACAAAAACACUUAAUGAUUAAAAACCAAACAAAA
Molecule: messenger RNA, 2712 nt
Organism: Carlito syrichta (Philippine tarsier)
Lineage: Eukaryota; Metazoa; Chordata; Mammalia; Primates; Tarsiidae
Gene: M6PR
Product: mannose-6-phosphate receptor, cation dependent
Exons: 7
Coding region: 482-1228 (248 amino acids)
Biological process (GO): protein targeting to lysosome
Cellular component (GO): endosome; Golgi apparatus; trans-Golgi network
Molecular function (GO): protein domain specific binding
Source: RefSeq, a predicted model, not a curated record